CCCACGCCCUCCAAAUCUUGCCUGAUACCUCGCAUCCGACAGGCACUACUCUUUUUUUCUGCUGCUUGCAAUCAUGGCUGACACUGGAUCGUUUAUUCAUCUGGCACGGCCCUUGGGUCCGGCCACCGUCGGAGUUGCUCCCAGCACUGCCCCUCUCAACGUUGUUAUACAACCACAGGCAAUUUUCUCUAUCCUCGAUCAUUCUUUGCGCCGAAAUGCUGACCAAGAACGCGUCAUUGGCACCCUUCUCGGUACCCGGUCGGAAGAUGGCACCGAAGUUGAAAUCCGCACUUGCUUUGCUGUCGGUCACACGGAGACUACCGAUCAAGUCGAGGUGGACAUGGAAUAUCAAAAACAAAUGCUUGCGCUGCACUUAAAGGCCAAUCCUAAGGAAGUUCUCGUUGGUUGGUACGCCACUUCGUCGGAACUGAACACUUUUUCUGCCCUUAUUCAGAAUUUUUAUGGAGGUCAGGGAGAUGGGACAUGGCCUCAUCCUGCUGUGCACUUGACUGUUUCUACCGAACCCGGAAAGGAUAUUGAAACUCGGACGUAUAUCUCUGCGCCAGUGGGCGUUACUGCUGAGAGAGCAGCUGACAGUGCUGCGUUCAUUCCUGUUCCAUAUGAGAUCCGCUACAGUGAGGCGGAAAGAAAUGGUUUGGAGGCUAUUGCGCAGGCAAGAGAUGCAGAAGACCGGGCAUCCAGUUUAUUUACCGAUAUUGAGACCCUCGAGAAGUCGAUUGAAGAAGUCCUCGGCAUGAUCGAUAGGGUAUCGAAAUAUGUCGAGUCGGUUAUUGAUGAAGAAGCACCCGCUUCAACGGCUCUUGGCCAGUUUUUGCUCAACGCGCUUGCUCUGGCACCAAAGGUUGAUCCGGCCGAUAUUGAAAGUGACUUCAACAAACACAUCCAAGACGUCCUCGUCGUUUCGUAUCUCGCAAAUACUAUCCGUACCCAAAUGGAACUCUCCAACCGGCUGGCUACCGCCCAGCUCACCCUUGGAGGUGGCGACAGCACGGCCAUUGGUGGUACAGGUGCUGAAAGCGGAGGUCAGCGUGGUGGCCAGCGCAACAACCGCCAACGAGGCGGCCAGCAACGGAAUCAAGCUGAGGAAUUGCGAGCGUAAUCCACCUGACCGUCAAUCUCUCUUAACGAACGACCUUUAAACCACUCAAUCUCACCCUUCCUAUCCUCACCUGCCCUCUUGGCCAUGAAUUAAUUACAUACGGAGGCCCUGGACUGCUAGACACGAUGUUUCCUCGGGAGCUAGCGGUUUCUCCAUACUCUUGGGAACUUCGAUGGAUCGCAGUUAUUUAUUCUAACCUAUUCGGCUGUGGCUGUGGCUAAAAGCAAGGCGUCUUCGGAGUUGCUGUGCCAUGUUUCUGGUUUGUUGGUUUAUGCCACCCGAUGCCCAUGGGAAUCUUUUGAUAUUCUUUGCUUGAGGAGGAUCGCGAACAGAUUUUGAAUUUCUCUGCAUGAUGGAUCAUGAAAUAUGAGGCAUGCAUGUAUAGACCAAAUGAAUCAUUUGCAAUUCAAUUUUAGUCACAAUCCCUACUUGAAUUGCUCCCGGAGGGACGCACGCAG
Messenger RNA from Coccidioides immitis RS, 1578 nucleotides. Its product is annotated as eukaryotic translation initiation factor 3 subunit F. Gene Ontology annotation, biological process: translational initiation. The record is from RefSeq and is a predicted model, not a curated record. Bases 74 to 1120 code for a protein of 348 amino acids. Gene Ontology annotation, cellular component: eukaryotic translation initiation factor 3 complex, eIF3m. The transcript is spliced from 3 exons. Lineage: Eukaryota; Fungi; Ascomycota; Eurotiomycetes; Onygenales; Onygenaceae. Gene Ontology annotation, molecular function: translation initiation factor activity; metallopeptidase activity; translation initiation factor binding.